This is a messenger RNA of Tachyglossus aculeatus (Australian echidna), 3545 nucleotides long. RefSeq names its product 5-hydroxytryptamine receptor 2C (gene HTR2C). Gene Ontology annotation, cellular component: plasma membrane; dendrite. Lineage: Eukaryota; Metazoa; Chordata; Mammalia; Monotremata; Tachyglossidae. The transcript is spliced from 7 exons. Gene Ontology annotation, molecular function: neurotransmitter receptor activity; G protein-coupled serotonin receptor activity. The record is from RefSeq and is a predicted model, not a curated record. Gene Ontology annotation, biological process: G protein-coupled receptor signaling pathway, coupled to cyclic nucleotide second messenger; chemical synaptic transmission. The coding region runs from base 1270 to 2679 and encodes 469 amino acids.
CCAUCAGACCCCGGCCGCUCGCUCGCUCCUGGCCCCAGCCCCCUCCCUUUUCGGCCGCGGCUCCAUCCCAGCGUCGAGGCGGGUCUCGGUCCGACCAUCUCCCUGGCUGCCGGCGGCCGGAGGGUUAAGGCCCCCGCCCACCGGCCGCGGUCCGACCCCUUGGCUUUCCAGCUCCGGUUGAGAAAUCGUCUGCAGGCAGAUUUCGUGCAGCGACCCCCGCCAACGUCUCGUCCUCGUCCUUCUCCUCCUCCUCCUCCUUCUUCUCCUCCUCCUCCUCCCCCUCCCCCCUUUCUCCUCCUCUUCGUCGCUGCAGCCGGUGCGCUCGGUGCGGCCCCUGCAGCCGGAGCGGUCGGAGCCGGCGGCGGAAGAUGCUUCCCGGGCCCUCGGAGAUCGGAUCGGCCAGGGGCACCGCUGCGGUCCCGGCUGGCGGGUGAGGACCAGCAGGACCAGCCGGACCGGCCGGACCGGCCGGACCAGCCGCCGCCGCCCCCCGCGGGAGCAGCCGAGGAGACCCGGCGCCGCAUUGCCAGGCUCCGGCCCAGAUUGGAAGCCACCGCCCUUGUCUGGAGACGCCCUGGACCUGGAGGCAGGCCUGCUUCGGCCUUCGGGAUGGCAGCAGAGUGACUAGGCUGGGAAUCCACCUUACUGCUGCUGCUUCUGGACACAAUAUGACCCGCCCGGUGGAGGGCUCCAUGGACAACCUGUGCUCGAGGCGGCUGAUAUCUGGAGGGGCUACCGGCCGCCAGACCCCGGGACGAGCUGAUCCCCGGAUCUUCCCCUGCCUGGCUUCUUUGUGCCCAGUGGCCCGGCCGCCGACCCUGGCAGGCAAGUGACUGUGAACUUUGUGGCUCCAGCGGGUAACCCGGCUUAUCAUUGCCACCACUACCACCACGAUGACACCACUAUGCACUUGUAGAAUACUUUAAUUUUACCAAAGCACCGCCAUUUCUAAUUCUAUUUUCUCAACUCCCUGUGAGGAAAGGGGAGCAGGGGUCUUCUCACCAUCUUACAGAGGAGGAAACGGAAGCCCAGAGAGGAUCCCGGCCCUUACCAUGAGGCGGGCGCCCCACAACGUCUCUCCCGUGGGGUGUGCGAGCCAGCGGCCGGCAGUCUCAGUGGAAGAAGAGCAGCCACCCCGUGCCCCCCGCCAUUGGCUCCGGCCCCUAUGGGAAGCCCAGCCGUGUCCUGGCUGUGGACGGAGAAGCAUCGGCGGCCCCUCGAGGCCCUGCAUCUAGCCGGGGCCCUUGGGGCGGCAGGCGGUGGCUGGCAAUGAGUGGCCGCGGAGGCCCGGAGCCACGUCCCAGUCUGCCGACUCCUGUGUGGGCCUCAGCCGGUGCCGGCCCCAUGGCCCGGCCCAGCCCCCACAACUUGACCCUGAACCAGAGCACGCCCUCGGCCCAGCCCCUGAACGCCUCGGAGGGCGGGGGGCCGACACGGCCGGCCCUGGCCGACAAGAACUGGCCGGCCCUGCUAAUCCUCGUUGUCAUAGCCCUGACCGUCGGCGGCAACAUCCUGGUCAUCAUGGCUGUGUCACUGGAGAAGAAGCUGCAGAAUGCCACCAACUACUUCCUCAUGUCCCUGGCCGUGGCCGACAUGCUGGUGGGUGUCCUGGUCAUGCCCGUGUCCCUGGUCACCGUGUUCUACGACUACACGUGGCCCCUGCCCCAGGGGCUGUGCCCGGUGUGGAUCGCGCUGGACGUGCUGUUCUCCACGGCGUCUAUCAUGCACCUUUGCGCCAUCUCCCUGGACCGCUACGUGGCGAUCCGCAACCCCAUCGAGCACAGCCGCUUCAACUCCCGCACCAAGGCCGUCAUCAAGAUCGCCGCCGUCUGGACCAUCUCCAUCGGCGUGUCGGUGCCCAUCCCUGCCAUCGGGCUCCAGGACCGCGGCCGCGUGUUCGUCAACGGCAGCUGCGUGCUCAACGACCCCAACUUCGUCCUGGUGGGCUCCUUCGUGGCCUUCUUCAUCCCGCUGGUCAUCAUGGUGUUCACCUACUGCCUGACGGUGCAGGCCCUGCAGCGCCAGGCCACCGUGUUCCUGUACGGGGAGGCGUCCCGGGCCCCGCGGCGGGCCAGCGCCGGCUGCCUGCGGCCUGACCCCCACCCGGAGGCCGUGGCCAUGAUCCCCAACCACGAUGGGGCCUCGUCGCGGGGCAGCUCUCCGGGGCACCGGGAGGCCCUGUUCCGCAAGGGCACGAUGCAGUCCAUCACCAACGAGCGCCGCGCCUCCAAGGUGCUGGGCGUCGUCUUCUUCCUGUUCCUGCUCAUGUGGUGCCCCUUCUUCAUCACCAACGUCAUGUCCGUGCUGUGCCGUCGGGCCUGCGACCAGCGGCUGCUGGAGGAGCUGCUCAACGUCUUCGUCUGGGUGGGCUACGUGUGCUCCGGCGUCAACCCCCUCGUCUACACGCUCUUCAACAAGACCUACCGCCGCGCCUUCGCCAGCUACAUCCGCUGCCGCUACCCCGGCGCCCGCAAGGCCGGACUGCGGCCCACCCCGGGAGCCGCCCCAGCCGGACCUGUCCCCAGCCCCGGACCCGGACCCGGACCCGCCAAGGAAGACCUCGUCCCACACGGCUGCCGCAACGGCCACGAGCUGAGCGGCGUCACUCCGGCGGGCGGCCCGCAGAGGCCCAAGAGCAAGGGCGGCGGGGUGGUCAGCGAGAGGGUCAGCUGCGUGUGACCGAUGCCGUGGGCCCGGCCCGGAGGGGAGGACCGAGGGACGGAUGGACAGAUGGAGGGACGAGGCCCCAGGCCCCGCCGGCCCCGUCCUCAGGAGGUGGACGGGUCCCUUUCCUGCCGCCCCGCCUCGACGCCCUGGAGGGCCACGCCGGGGCCAGACCCGCACAGCCCGGCUCGGAGGCCCGUGGUCGGUGCUGGCCUGCCGGACGGACAGGACCCUCGCCCCGAAAAGGGCUCGCCGAGCCAAGGGUGCCCCCCGUCCCCCAGGCCCUGGACUGCGCGCAAGGCCCUUGAAGCUUCCCGGACGUUGCUUCGCCAUGGCCGCAUUUCGCCCCCACCCCGGGGCAUACGGUGGGGUGGGAGGGGAGUGCUCUCCCCAUGGUGCGGCCUAGGAAACAGAGGCCCCGACUAGGUAAGUGACUGGCCCAAGGUCACGCAGUCUGGUCGAGUCUGGAGUCUGGAGUUGCCCGGCCUAUCCUCCGCCGCCCUGACCCCAGGACCGGCCUGCCGGGCGUCGGGGGUUCGUUCUGCCCCUCUGAGAGCCGCCCCCACAAGAGAGGCCCUGCCGGCCCUGGGCCCAGGACCGGCCCAGGGGGCUGGAGCUUGAAGGACCAGCGGACAAGCACCGAGCCCUGGCCGCCACCGAAGCAACCCGCUGGAGUCCGGGCACUUGCCCAGCACUCGAUGGCCCGGAGUUCUAAGCAGGACUCUCCCCUCUCGGUGACCUGUCCUGCCCGAGGACUCAGUGGCUGUUGGCUGGUCUCCUGUGGAACGGCCCGGUUUAAAUCAUCACGAUGGCAUCUGCUAAGCCCUUACUAUGUGCCAAGCACUGUUCUAAGCGCUGAGAUAGAUACGAGGUCAUCAGGU